This is a messenger RNA of Colias croceus (clouded yellow), 573 nucleotides long. RefSeq names its product thyrotroph embryonic factor-like. Gene Ontology annotation, biological process: regulation of DNA-templated transcription. Gene Ontology annotation, molecular function: DNA-binding transcription factor activity. The record is from RefSeq and is a predicted model, not a curated record. The coding region runs from base 1 to 573 and encodes 190 amino acids. The transcript has a single exon. NCBI's taxonomy places the organism in Eukaryota, Metazoa, Arthropoda, Insecta, Lepidoptera, Pieridae.
AUGGCCCUUUGGACGCCCUACGCUGAGGACACAGCCCUCGAUCUAUCCACGAAGUACAAAAGUGAAUGUGUGCCGUAUUACAACAGUUAUUACCCAAUGUAUGUGCCAGUGCCGGAAACGUCACCAUUAUCGAGCUGUUCCAGCUUUGCUCCGAUACCUACGAGCCCGCCUUUACGUUCAGGAAUGAUCUCUCCUCCUGACUCCCCAGUGUCCGUGAACGAAAGGAAGCGACCUAGCUACAUGAUGGAUGUAGACUCGCUGUCCGACGACCCAGACUUCCAGGCCUUCGAAAGAGAUGCAUUACGAGCUAUGGCGGAAAAAAAUGGCGGAACUUUACUCGGAAACAACCCGAGAAUGCGCCGCGCAGUACAAACCAGCCAAAACGCUGACGAUUCGUACAGAAAGCAAAGGGAAAGGAACAAUUACGCGGCGAAACAGAGCAGAGACAGAAGGAAGCUUCGAGAAAUCCAUUUGGCGCUAAAAGUGACAUAUCUGAAGAACGAAGUCGCCAAAUUGAAGAGUCAAUUGGCUUCAAGAGCUUGCAGUAGAUGUCAGCAACCUUGUAUUUGUUAG